AUGACCACCAUCAAAGGCCCCGGAGCUGCAGAGACCCUCGACGGGUCCGGUCUGCGCAUUGCCAUCGUCCACGCUCGUUGGAACACGGCUAUCAUUGAGAACCUCGUUGCGGGCGCGAAGAAGAGCUUGUUCGCUGCUGGUGUCAAGGAGGAAAAUAUUACUAUCCAGACUGUUCCGGGUAGUUAUGAGUUGCCUAUUGGUGUGCAGCGCCUCUACGCCGCCUCCCAAGUCCAAGCCAGCAACACCGGCGAAGGCAUAAGCGCAACAGACCUCCUCUCCUCCUCAACAACCGACCUCUCCAAGUCCACAACCGCCUCCCCCAGUCCCAAGAAAGCCUUCGACGCAAUCAUCGCCAUCGGCGUACUGAUCAAGGGCGCGACCAUGCACUUCGAGUACAUUGCGGACGCGGUCAGCCACGGACUUAUGCGUGUGCAACUUGAUACGGGUGUUCCUGUUAUUUUCGGUCUUUUGACUGUUUUGACGGAGGAGCAGGGUCUUGAGAGGGCCGGAUUGGGGAGUAGUGGGAUGCAUAAUCAUGGGGAGGAUUGGGGUAGUGCGGCUGUUGAGUUGGGGGUUAAGAGGAGGGAUUGGUCUGAGGGGAAGAUUUUGUAG
This is a messenger RNA of Penicillium subrubescens, 612 nucleotides long. RefSeq names its product lumazine synthase RIB4. The coding region runs from base 1 to 612 and encodes 203 amino acids. Gene Ontology annotation, molecular function: 6,7-dimethyl-8-ribityllumazine synthase activity. Gene Ontology annotation, biological process: riboflavin biosynthetic process. Gene Ontology annotation, cellular component: intracellular anatomical structure; mitochondrial intermembrane space; riboflavin synthase complex. The transcript has 3 exons. The record is from RefSeq and is a predicted model, not a curated record. NCBI's taxonomy places the organism in Eukaryota, Fungi, Ascomycota, Eurotiomycetes, Eurotiales, Aspergillaceae.